UAUUCGCGCAGAGAGAGAGAGAAGGAGGAGGAAGAGUGUGAGACUAUGGAAGCUCCGAAGUUAUUGCUGUUGAUUUUGCUGAUUCCUUGCGACUUGUUUAUCGGUAACUCCCUCGGAGAUGGCGUCACUCAUGAAGAAGCCAAAGAGCUCAGAGAUGAGGUGCGUGAGAUGUUCUACCAUGCAUUUAACGGAUACAUGAACCAUGCUUUUCCACGCGAUGAGUUAAGGCCUUUAUCUUGUGGAGGAGAAGACACACUUGGUGGCUAUGCCUUAACAUUGAUUGACUCAUUGGACACCUUGGCUUUGCUUGGUGACAGAGAGCGCUUUACUGCUUCUGUUGAAUGGAUUGGUAAAAAUCUUCGGUUUGAUAUUAACAAAACAGUAUCUAUCUUUGAGACUACAAUCCGUAUCCUUGGAGGUUUAAUUUCUGCUCAUCUCAUUGCAAGUGACCACAACACGGGCAUGAGGAUUCCCUCUUAUGAUGAUGAGUUGCUUCACUUGGCUGAAGACUUGGCACGGAGAAUGCUGCCUGCAUUUGAUACUCCUACAGGAAUUCCAUUUGGAUCAGUAAAUUUGUUGCAUGGAGUCGAUGAAAAUGAAAGCAAGAUAACAUCAACUGCUGGUGGAGGGACACUGACAUUAGAAUUUGGGAUACUCAGCCGCUUAACUAAUGAUCCCAUUUUUGAGCAAGUUGCAAAGAAUGCAGUUCGAGGAUUAUGGGCUCGCCGGUCAAAGAUCAAUCUAGUUGGUGCUCAUAUAGAUGUUUUUUCGGGUGAAUGGACACAAAAGGAUGCUGGGAUAGGGACGAGUAUAGACUCUUUCUAUGAAUAUCUCCUAAAGGCUUAUUUGCUGUUUGGUGAUGAAGAAUAUCUUUUCAUCUUCCAGGAAGCUUACAAGGCUGCUAUGAAGUAUCUCUUUAAUGAUCCUUGGUAUGUAGAGGUAAAUAUGAAUUCUGCUGCCCUUGUCUGGCCUUUAUUUAACAGCUUACAGGCAUUCUGGCCAGGUCUUCAGGUUCUGGCAGGGGAUAUCGAGCCUGCCAUUAGAACACAUGCUGCCUUCUUCAGCGUCUGGAGAAGAUAUGGGUUUACCCCAGAGGGUUUCAAUCUAGCUACGCUCAGUGUUCAACAAGGCCAGAAAAGCUAUCCUCUGCGUCCAGAAUUGAUUGAGAGCACCUAUUGGCUGUACAAAGCUACCAGAGAUCCUAGGUAUCUUGAUGCUGGAAGGGAAAUUCUUGCUAGCUUGCAAUAUGGUGCUCGAUGCACUUGUGGAUAUUGUCAUAUAUCUGAUGUUGAAUUUCACAAACAAGAAGAUCACAUGGAGAGCUUCUUCUUGGCAGAAACUGUUAAAUAUUUGUGGCUUCUUUUUGAUUUAGCUGCUGGUCCAGAUAACCUGGUUGAGAAUGGACCGUACAAGUAUAUCUUCAGCACAGAAGGCCAUUUAUUGCCUGCAACUCCUCAAAUAUCCUUAGUACGUGAGCAUUGUUCAUACUUCGGAGCAUAUUGUAGGAACAGCAAUUUGAGACUCAAAACUCAUUCACCCGAGAGUGCACAAACUAAUUCCAGUGGCUCUCAAACACGACAUGCAGAUUCCAGUUUCUUAUCGCGCUCCAGUUAUCAAAGUUCCUCACCUGUCUAUGGUUUGAAGGUCAGAAAUUUUAUGGGACUCUGUCCAGGUCUAACCUAUGAACAAAGGUUUGGCAUAUCAUUCAUGUCUCCGGUGGAUUCAAGUAGUGAGGAUGAAAAUUCAAGCCAAAGGGAGACAACUGAAGUUCAGAGCCAUUCAGUUGUGCUGAAUUCAAACCCUGAUCCCCAAGUUCCCCUAUCGGGUCCUCAUAAUGAUCAUGACAACGACCCAGCUCAUGUGCCCCAAGACGAAAGCCCCUCUUCUAAACAAAAAAGAUGACUGGUGGCAACCUGUAAUGGAUUUUAGCCUUUUCCAGUUUGCUGUCCAUUUAAGGACUUCUUAGAGUUGGUCAUGAUUUGGAAGGGGUUCAAGCUUCAACGUCCUGGAACGGUUCUGCAAGUAUAUGGCGAUAUGAGUGAUACCCGUUGGGACCAGAAGCUGGUACUUGUGGCAAGUGCUCAAUCAUGAUUCUUAAAUGGUUAUUAGGACUCAUACAGUCAUAUACAUCUUAUACAUAGAGCUGGUAUCCUGCAAGAUCGUUGGAAUCAGCAGGUGACUUAAAAUAUGUCUAGCAAGGUAUUAUACAGUAUACCAAGUUAGCUAACCUAUUAACUGUUGCAAUGAAGUUGGGGAUGACCAAUUUUUUGGUGAUCAAGAUCAGGGACAGAAAAGGAGAGGAAUCAAUUUGUGUACAUUAAAAUAUUGCGAAAACUAGGCAGCGAAUCUGUUCCUUGGUCUGUUAUUUUCUCCAGCCAAUUUGGUUGUAGUUUACCCAAUUUCAUGUUGUAAUAUAUCAAUCAGUGUCGAAUGGACACCAUUUUUAGAGUACUCUGGAUCACAAGUUUUCUGGUUC
This is a messenger RNA of Solanum stenotomum, 2476 nucleotides long. Its product is annotated as alpha-mannosidase I MNS4. NCBI's taxonomy places the organism in Eukaryota, Viridiplantae, Streptophyta, Magnoliopsida, Solanales, Solanaceae. Gene Ontology annotation, molecular function: calcium ion binding; mannosyl-oligosaccharide 1,2-alpha-mannosidase activity. Gene Ontology annotation, cellular component: membrane; endoplasmic reticulum. The record is from RefSeq and is a predicted model, not a curated record. Gene Ontology annotation, biological process: endoplasmic reticulum mannose trimming; mannose trimming involved in glycoprotein ERAD pathway; carbohydrate metabolic process. Bases 46 to 1902 code for a protein of 618 amino acids. The transcript has 17 exons.